Messenger RNA from Cooperia oncophora, 366 nucleotides. The record is from the annotation of a GenBank genome assembly. NCBI's taxonomy places the organism in Eukaryota, Metazoa, Nematoda, Chromadorea, Rhabditida, Trichostrongylidae.
CUGCUUGUGGUCAUUAGUGAGAGGACUACUCUAUUUUCAGACCAAGACGGUGCAGAGCCUUGUGCUAAUUCGGUGGCCGUGGGAAAUCUAGUGCGUCUGUUCGAUUUCCUCGAUAAAAAGGAAUAUAAGCAAAAGGCUGAGAAGAUAAUUCGAGCAUGUUCUACCAGGCUGGCAAAACACUCCUAUAUUUUGACAAAGAUGAUACCUAACUAUCAUCGAAUGCUGAAGGGUUCCGCGAAGAUUGUUGUUGUCGGCGAAGCGUCAAAUGAACUGGUGAAGAGUUUCCGGGAGGAGAUAAAUACGCACUACAUUUGGAAUAGUUUGAUUCUGUUUCUGGAUCCCACUACUGGCAAGUAUUUUCGGUAG